CGUUCAUCCGGAUCCGUUCCUUUCCGGUCAUUUUCUCUCUCCGUCCAUAGGAGAACAUCCGAUCAUGAUCACUCCGAUCAAACUAGCCUUUCUCUUAUUAUUCAUCACCACAACAGCAACCGCUGCACCCAAAGCCAAACGCAGGAACUACCUUUUCACACCGCAUGCAAAAGCAGUCGCGGGAAUAUGCACUGUUGUCCUAACAAACACAAGUCCAUGCUGUAAAACCCUUAAACACGUUCCUACCGAUGACCCUAUCGAAUUGAUCCGAGCGUUAGCGGCUGCGACUGAAUCUUCUGUGAAAAGAAGUGUGGUUUUCCUCUCCGAGAUCAAACCAAAACACAAAUCAAACGCAACCGCAGCUGCAGUGGUCAACAGCUGCGAAAAAAACUUGAAGUACGCAUUAGAAGAUUUCACUGAUUUUUGGAACGCUAUGGGGAAAGAUGUAAAGACGUUGGCUCAUAACUAUUUCACGUGUAAGAAGAAGUUAAUGUCGAUCAUGGGGUACCAUUGGACUUGUUUGGAUGAUAUUGAUGAUAAGAAUCUGUUGAAGGAAGUGGAGACUGGGAUUAGUGUUGGGAAGAAUCUAAGCAGUAAUACGUAUGAUGUGUUUAAUGGUUUGAAAACUAUUUUUAAGACGUUUGGUAUCAAGGUGAAACUUAACGAUGAAGACACUUCGCCCCAACCGCCACCAUUGUCGAAUUAUUACUACUGAUUAAAUGAUUUGGAUGUAAUAAAUAAUUAAUAUCACUCGUAUAAUGCCUAAAGCGACCAUAUAUGUAUGAUGUAUGUUCUAGGUUUUAUACAUGUACGGAUGGAUUUCGAGAUGAUUGGAAAGGAUAUAUUAAUGGAAUGUGAGUUUUUUUUUA
This is a messenger RNA of Brassica rapa (field mustard), 869 nucleotides long. Its product is annotated as probable pectinesterase/pectinesterase inhibitor. The record is from RefSeq and is a predicted model, not a curated record. Gene Ontology annotation, molecular function: enzyme inhibitor activity. Lineage: Eukaryota; Viridiplantae; Streptophyta; Magnoliopsida; Brassicales; Brassicaceae.